AUUUGUUCAAUGUGAUAUAGGAUUAAUUUCUUACUUCUGAUUGUCAAGUUAACGCCAUCUUUUUUUGUAUAAAUCAUCCGACCAAUGUGUUAAAAAAUUUUCUGUCAAGGUCAAUAAUAUAUUUCGCGAACAACGAUUGGCCGAUAAUUGGACGGUACGCGCUCGAUGCAAAACCCGAGGCACUAUGCAAUAUCAACUGGCAGGCGUCUGCUCUGCGCAGUGCGCUUGAGAAUCGGCUUUGGUUCUGCAACCGAAGAACGUUGCGUUCAUCGUGCUGCAAUUCACUUCUCGCGUAAUAAAAAACAUGAAACGAAUGUUUCGGCGCUGUUUAAGCCGGUUCAGAUUCAGGCCAAUAUCGAUGACGAGGAUGUGGGAUCCGAGCUGGUUGGCAAGCUUGAAAAGUCUGAGCUGUUAAAGAUUUUAAACAAAUUCGCACAACGUCGUGAAAUCAAAGCCCUGUGUAGUGAAAAUGGGUUGGAUUCCUACCUACAGCAACAGGCGUUUGGCUCAUUUCGUCGUUUCUGCAUUGAGGCUGAAAAUCUGCCAGCUGAUCUGCAUAUUAUUUUCAGCGACAUAAUGCAUGGUGCCGGCCACAUAGACGACAUCUUCCCCUACUUCUUGCGUCAUGCCAAGACUGUUUUUCCUCAUCUAGACUGUAUGGACGAUUUGAAAAAGAUAUCAGACUUGCGUCAGCCGGCCAAUUGGUAUAGCAAUGCCCGUGCCAUUACACGUAAGAUCGUAUUCCAUGCUGGACCCACAAACUCAGGCAAGACAUAUCAUGCAAUGGAGAGAUAUUUGGGUGCCAAGACGGGUGUCUAUUGUGGACCACUAAAGCUGCUCGCCACGGAGGUAUAUAACAAGGCCAAUGAGCGUGGCACACCUUGUGAUCUUGUUACUGGUGAAGAACGUAAAUUUGGCAUCAGCGAGAACUCACCAGCAAACCAUGUGGCAUGCACCGUUGAAAUGACCUCUGUGAAUACACCUUAUGAGGUGGCGGUUAUCGAUGAAAUACAACAGAUACGUGACCCACAGCGUGGCUGGGCUUGGACACGGGCAUUUCUAGGACUGAUUGCUGAUGAGGUACACGUCUGUGGUGAGGCGGGCGCUCUGGAGUUGCUAGAAAAAAUUUGCGAAACUACAGGUGAAACGGUCGAAGUGCGUCGCUAUGAUCGCCUCACGGAGCUAACUGUAGAAAGUUCAGCGCUAGGUUCUCUGGACAAUGUUAUGCCUGGAGAUUGUAUUGUUUGCUUUAGUAAACAUGAUAUCUAUACGGUUUCGAGAGAAAUUGAAGCGCGAGGCAAAGAAGUCGCUGUUAUCUAUGGUGGACUGCCACCGGGCACGAAACUAGCUCAGGCUGCUAAGUUUAAUGAUCCAGAGAAUAGUUGUAAAGUAAUGGUGGCCACUGAUGCUAUUGGCAUGGGCUUAAAUCUGAGCAUUCGUCGCAUUAUAUUCUACUCGUUGGUCAAACCCACGAUGAAUGAGCGUGGCGAACGCGAAAUCGACACAAUUUCUGUGUCUUCAGCUCUCCAAAUAGCCGGGCGUGCUGGUCGCUAUCGUACUCAAUGGGAGCACGGCUAUGUAACAGCCUUUAAGGCCGAAGAUCUACAAACCCUUCAACGUAUACUUAAUCAAACGCCGGAGCCUUUGAAGCAGGCAGGCCUUCAUCCCACUGCUGAUCAGAUAGAGCUUUACGCUUACCACCUGCCAAACUCAACGCUAAGCAAUCUAAUGGAUAUUUUUGUGAAUCUCUGCACUGUAGAUGAUUCCUUAUAUUUUAUGUGCAAUAUCGAGGAUUUUAAAUUUCUUGCCGAGAUGAUACAGCAUGUUCCUCUGCCUCUGCGUGCACGCUAUGUAUUCUGUUGUGCCCCCAUCAACCGUAAGAUGCCUUUUGUGUGUUCAAUGUUUCUGAAGAUAGCUCGGCAAUAUAGCCGCAACGAACCAAUUACAUUUGAUUUUAUCAAAAAAAACUGUGGCUGGCCCUUUAAGCUGCCCAAGACCAUACUGGAUCUGGUCCAUCUGGAAUCCGUCUUCGAUGUUAUGGACUUAUAUCUAUGGUUAAGCUAUCGAUUUAUGGAUCUAUUUCCCGAGGCCGCAAACGUGCGCGAAGCUCAAAAAGAACUGGAUGAGAUCAUACAACAGGGGGUCUUUCAAAUAACUCGGCUGUUGAAAAACACAGAGGCAGGACAGGAUGGCGAAAUACCAAACUACACAAUGCGGCGUGUUACACAAAUCAAGGAACCGCGCUUGCCGAGCUCAUCCCGUGGGCGCCUAACGGAAAGACUGUUAGCUCAGGGACUACUAACACCUGGCAUGCUGAGCGAACUGCGUAAGGAGUGGGAUGCACAGCACCAUUCACAGCCACAAGCAGCGUCAAGCCUUAAAGACACUCAGGAGUGUUACACAGACAGCGACGAUGAUGAUAAUUAUACAGCAAACUCAAAAAAGACGCGGCGAAAACGCAGAAAGUAGUAGAUGGAUAUUGUUAAAGUAAUAUGGAGCCAUAAGCCCCAAGUAGCUGUUGUUAUGUUAUCACUUUAUUUUAAGUCACAAUUAUGUAAUAUUAAAAUUAAUUGUUUUAAUAAUCAACAAUGACAAUUUAAUUGCUUUAAAUUGAAAAAUAGAAAUUUGUAAUCUAUUCCAGGAAAA
This is a messenger RNA of Drosophila virilis, 2646 nucleotides long. It is a transcript of the gene Suv3, whose product is annotated as Suv3 helicase. Gene Ontology annotation, biological process: mitochondrial RNA 3'-end processing; RNA catabolic process. Gene Ontology annotation, cellular component: mitochondrial degradosome. The record is from RefSeq and is a predicted model, not a curated record. Lineage: Eukaryota; Metazoa; Arthropoda; Insecta; Diptera; Drosophilidae. Gene Ontology annotation, molecular function: RNA helicase activity; ATP binding; hydrolase activity, acting on acid anhydrides.